Arachis stenosperma is the source of this 561-nucleotide messenger RNA. RefSeq names its product protein TRACHEARY ELEMENT DIFFERENTIATION-RELATED 7A-like. The record is from RefSeq and is a predicted model, not a curated record. NCBI's taxonomy places the organism in Eukaryota, Viridiplantae, Streptophyta, Magnoliopsida, Fabales, Fabaceae. The transcript has a single exon. Bases 1 to 561 code for a protein of 186 amino acids.
AUGACGUUUACGGGUCGUUUCAUUUUUGCAUCAUCCACGCUGCCACGUGAACUACGCGUUCGCGUGGAUUUGAAAUUACUUACUCCAACCACGCGAAACCUUAGCCCCCCCCGUCACCACUUUCCCUCCUUCCCCCCUUUGCACUCUCUCUCUUCUCCCCUCCCCAACCAUCCGACCACUAUCACCCCCAGCCACCCAGACCGCCGCUGCGCCGAGCCACCCCCACCGCCGCACCACCCUACGACACCCCCUCCUUCUUCUUUCUUCUUUUCUCCUCCCUCACCUCUUCUUCCCUUUCACUCCCUCCACUGCCGCGCCACCACCACCGCGCCGCCUCCCAUCACUGCUGACCACCACCACAACCCCACCACCCUCGCCCCCUUCUUUCUUUACCCCUCCCUUAACCCUAACCCAACACCACAAACCCACCCCCUGCCACCACCUCAGACCGUCGCCGCGUCAGCAACACCAUCACCACAUUCCCUCCAUCUCUCUGUGUCUGAUUACUGUUCAUACAUACACCAGGUUCCGCCGAACACCGAUUCCUCUAUCAUUAGUUAG